Columba livia (rock pigeon) is the source of this 4813-nucleotide messenger RNA. It is a transcript of the gene PTDSS1, whose product is annotated as phosphatidylserine synthase 1. Gene Ontology annotation, molecular function: L-serine-phosphatidylethanolamine phosphatidyltransferase activity. The record is from RefSeq and is a predicted model, not a curated record. Gene Ontology annotation, biological process: phosphatidylserine biosynthetic process. The transcript has 13 exons. The coding region runs from base 123 to 1547 and encodes 474 amino acids. Lineage: Eukaryota; Metazoa; Chordata; Aves; Columbiformes; Columbidae.
CGGGCGCGGCGCUUCUCCCCUCAGCGCCGUCGCUUCAGCGCGCGGCGGCGCGGGCGGCCGGGCCGCGCCGUCCCACCCCAGCCCACCCGAGGCAGAACUGAGCUGAGGGGAAAGGGGGCGAAAUGGCGUCGUGCGUGGGGAGCCGAACCCUGAGCAAGGACGACGUGAACUACCGCUUGCACUUCCGCAUGAUCAAUGAGCAGCAGGUGGAGGAUAUCACGUUGGAGUUCUUCUACCGGCCGCACACCAUCACCCUCCUCAGCUUCACCAUCCUUAGCCUCAUGGCCUUCGCCUUCACCAGGGAUGAUUCUGUCCCGGAGGAUAAUAUUUGGAGGGGUAUCCUUUCUGUUAUUUUCUUCUUUCUAAUCAUCAGUGUUCUAGCUUUUCCAAAUGGACCCUUUACACGCCCCCACCCUGCAAUAUGGAGAAUGGUUUUUGGUCUCAGUGUGCUCUAUUUUCUGUUCCUGGUGUUUGUGCUCUUCCUUAACUUCGAGCAGGUAAAAGCUGUGAUGUACUGGCUGGAUCCUAAUCUUCGAUAUGCCACAAGGGAAGCAGAUAUCAUGGAGUAUGCUGUCAACUGUCAUGUUAUCACCUGGGAGAGAAUCCUUAGCCACUUUGAUAUAUUUGCGUUUGGGCAUUUCUGGGGCUGGGCUAUGAAGGCUUUGCUGAUCCGCAGCUAUGGGCUGUGCUGGACUAUUAGCAUCACCUGGGAACUCACUGAGCUCUUCUUCAUGCAUCUUCUGCCUAAUUUUGCUGAAUGCUGGUGGGAUCAAGUCAUUUUGGACAUCCUGCUUUGUAACGGGGGUGGCAUCUGGUUGGGCAUGGUAGUUUGUCGUUUCUUGGAGAUGAGGACCUAUCACUGGGCAAGCUUCAAGGACAUUCACACAACCACAGGGAAAAUCAAAAGAGCUGUGUUACAAUUCACCCCAGCCAGCUGGACCUAUGUCCGCUGGUUUGACCCUAAGUCUUCAUUUCAAAGAGUGGCUGGAAUCUACCUUUUCAUGAUCAUUUGGCAGCUGACUGAGUUGAACACUUUCUUUUUAAAACAUAUCUUUGUGUUCCAAGCAAGCCAUCCUUUAAGCUGGGGGAGAAUUCUCUUCAUAGGUAUCAUUACAGCACCCACUGUAAGGCAAUACUAUGCGUACCUCACAGAUACACAGUGCAAGAGGGUGGGAACUCAGUGCUGGGUGUUCGGGGUUAUUGCUUUCCUUGAAGCUAUUGUGUGCAUAAAGUUUGGACAGGAUCUUUUUUCCAAAACACAAAUACUGUAUGUUGUGUUUUGGCUUCUCUGUGUGGCCUUUACAACUUUCCUGUGUUUAUAUGGUAUGGUUUGGUACGCAGAAUACUACGGCCACCGAGAAAAGACCUUAUCAGAAAGCGAAGACAGCCCUUACAGUCCAGAUGCUUCCUGGCUUCAUUCUAAAUUCAGUAGAGCAGGUGCUGACAAUAGUCCAGCCAAACAAACAGUCAAUAGUGAAAGCCAUUCAUCGCGAAGAAGGAAUCGGCACUCCAAAUCAAAAGUAACAAAUGGCAUUGGCAAGAAAUAAGAAUGGUCUCUGACAACAGCCUACAGUGUGACCGGAGGUGACAAAGAAAAUCAGAGUUUCCACAUGGAAGAUUGAUUUUUAAAUUUAAAAAAAGGAGGUGUUGAAGAAAACGAUGAUCAAGAUGGAGCCACCAGUGUAGUGCAAAUCAUUGCCUGCUGACACUUGCCAUUCACUGAUUUAAAUCUAAUUUCUUCAGCAUGUGGCACCAAAAGCUAAUGAAGAGUAUGCUGGAAAGAGAAGUAAUUUUGUCAUAGCAGGUACACCCUGUUCUGUGUUCAGGUGUUGCAAGUGCAUUUUUAAUAUCUCAGUUGAGGACUUAAACACAAAAGUUAGUAAACUGAUAAUCAGUUGGCAUAGUUGGUUGAAUUUUUUUUUACUGUUUUUGUUGUUCUCUGGAAGAGUACACAAUCCUUUGACUAAGAGCAACUGCCCUUUAUCAGUCUCACAACGAAACUUUUCUAUACAACAGUUAGUAAAUAUUUAAUAUUUCCAUAUUUGUAUCCAGCUGCUUGCUUUUAUGUAAAGGCUCUUUAGACCUGGUGACGGGGUUUUACCAGUGAAGAAAUGAGUCCAGGUUUCUUGUAAAGUAUUUGAAAUUGACCUUCAAACAUGGUUCUUUUGUUCUGCAUCGUCCUUCUGCUUGAUUGCUAUGUAUUCUGUUUCUUUAACGUAUUUAAAAUAGUGACAUAAAAACCUGUUACAAAGUAGAGGGCCAUGCUUUCUGCCCUCAGAGACAAAUGUCAUGUCAUUUAGUUGUUUUUCCUCCUUUACUGCAGUGUGUUUUGCAUCUUCAAGUGGAAAUACGUAUUUUUUUUCAGCUGUGUCACAUUGUAUACAAUGUUCCUUCCUACUUCCCUGUAAUUUGCCUUUGCCUCAGCUGGAACCAGAAAUCCCAGUGUCUUCAGACUGGUAUCAGAAACUGCUUUGAAGGCUCUGCCCUACUAAGCCUGGUGAUAAGGCAGUUUUUUUUCUUACUACUGCCAUAAACAUAGUUAUUUGUGAGGCUUGCUGUAGUCUUUGGUGUCUGAGAGGCAGCGUGAUAUCGCUGUGAUAUACCCCAUUGCUUUGGUAUUUCCUGUCAUGCAGUCAGAUACUCAACAGCAAAGUCACUCUUCCUUUGCAGGGGUUUUUUGUGUGUGGUGGUGUUUGUUGGGUGUUGGUUUUUUUUUAAUGUAUUAAUUCUGACAUCUAGCAAAGUGGAUAAUUCUCCAGCAGUGAAUGUAAUUAUUAAGUCAGGAGGUAAACAAUCAAGAGGAAUCAGUCCCCGUAUUAACUUAUCAAAAUGUUUUUGUGCCAAUUAGAUUUUGGGAUUUAUGGGGCUCAGAGGGGUAGGUAGCUGAAGCAAGAAUAACUAACACCUAUUAGUUACUUAGUCUUCAUAAGAAAAUGGGAUUUCCUUUUUUUUUAUGGAUAAUGUUACUGUGAUUUGCCACAGGCUAAGUACUAAAAAAAAUGCAGCAGAGACUUUAUACAAGUGUAUGAUACUGUAAAUAGAAGAAGUAUCCUGUGUAAGCCAUUAAUUCCAAUGUGCCACAGAUUGUCAAUGUUUUCAAUGCACUUAAGUGUUGCUGCUGAACUCCUCAGAGGCCCUUAAUUUCUCAGCCCGCUUUCCAUCAAACAUAAAGUCUACAACUUGGGAAGUAACUUAGUAGAAGCUGCUAUAUCAUCAUUGCGACAGUGACAUCAAAUGGUACGCGGGAAAAAAUGUUAGGAAGACUUUCAGGCUUUGCUACAACUACUUGUUUUCCUCAUACUAUAGCAAUUCCACGUAUUGUGUCUUUAUUCGUAAUGUACUACAUGUUGACGAAUGUACAUUUCUCUGGAUACUCAGACUUGUUACUUUUUUAUUUUCUUAGUUAAUAACUCAGUCUGUGUAAGGCUGAAGAAUGGCAUUGUAAAUUUUCUAUUGAUUCAAUACCAAAGCAAGAGGUUGGAAAUCUAAUGGUUUAGAUAUGUUAAGUACUGUGGUUUUCAAAGGUGAGAGCCUGUUUUGUACUUGCAAGGUGUAUAUGCACUCACUAUGUAUACAAAGCUUACAUGUGUAAGCAGAUGCUGAAGUACAAUAUCUACUUGCCUGUGGGGACAAGCACACAUUUUGUAUAAUAAAUGCAGACCUGGUGCUCACCCUGUGGAAUUGCACCCUAAAAAUAUUGAAAAGGCAAAUAUGAAGUGUCAUCUUGUUCGAAGCUGAGUUCUGGAUGCUAUUACAACAGCUUGGCCUUGAAGAAAUGUUGUUUAACAACACCUUUAAAAAUAUUUCCCAUGAAGUCUUUUUACUUUAAUUUUUUUGUGUUUGCUUGGGUUGUGUUUUUGGUUUUUGUUUGUUCAUUUGUUUGUUUUUGAUACUUUAGAAGAGGGAUGGCUAGGGAGAGGGGAAACUUAAGUAAACUAUUAAUGUGCUGCUUGGAAAAUGGCACUUUGUGUCCUCUGUCAGCAGUUCUGGCUGGAAUUCACGUGUGUUCUCUCAAGUCCUACACUGACUGACAACUGUAUUUUCAGCCCCAUCGUCUGGAUGUGAGCUUUGCACGGGCAGGCCUUGGAAAGGUGCUUUUGAUCGCUGCUGCAAAACUAGUGAUCCCAAUUCUAUCAUUUAGUGUGCUCCUGCUGAAUUCUGUAUGUGUGUAGCACCUACAAUGACAAAUCACUGAGCUGUUGAGCAACAAGCAUCCAUGUACAAGUUCUGCUGCUUGAACAGUAUUUUGUAACAGAGGCACUGUCCUGGUUUUAAGUAUUUGUUCUGUCACAACCUCUCAUUCCUACUUUCCUGCUUCUGAUGCUCUUUCCUGUCUCUGUCCUCUGGUGAUCUCCCCUGCUGCUGUGCAGAGAUGGGAGUUGGCCCUCCAGAGGCUGCCCGUCGGUGGUGUCAGCCGUUGAAGGGAGGCUGAUUCAGGACAGCGUGGUGUAAGCAGAGGGUAGUGGCAAGAACUUUAACUAGUGGAUUAAAUAAAAAUGCAAGUUUUUCAAAUGCAGGUAUACAGCCAACCAGAGCUAGCCUUGAGUACUGGAUUCCAGUACUAGAGCAGCCUCAUAGAUCAUACACUGCGUCUAAUUAAAUAUUUGGAGUGUGAUUUCAACCAGUGCUUUUGUUACUCUUCUGUGAAGAUCAUCAUUUGAUGUCCUAGCUGUUAAAACUGUAUUUUUUACUUUGUUAUCACAAGAGGACACAGAUGUUACCAUCUACUUUAUAGUUUUUGAAUACACUUGCUCUGUACUGAUUGCAAAUUAUUGUAUUUUGCAAUAACUCAGUAAAUCAACCCAUGUCACCA